Drepanopeziza brunnea f. sp. 'multigermtubi' MB_m1 is the source of this 1725-nucleotide messenger RNA. The record is from RefSeq and is a predicted model, not a curated record. NCBI's taxonomy places the organism in Eukaryota, Fungi, Ascomycota, Leotiomycetes, Helotiales, Drepanopezizaceae.
AUGGCGAACUGCGCUUUUUGCCCUGCAGACGGCACGCCUUCUCGCGAUCUCAUCUUCCACGCCCAUUCCCCGACGACGUUCCGCUCGAGCUGCCGCUUUACUUGGGCGUCGCACCCGAACAGCGAGCGCCUCUCCGCGAUCCUGCACGCGUUCAUCGCCGAGCACGACGUGCGCGACGGGCAGAAGAGGACGAUGGACCGCUUGGAGGAGGCGGGGGCGUGGGAGCGGCUGUGGGCGGUGCUCGAGGAGGAGGCGGUGUUGGAUAGUGGGAAGUGGAAGACGACGAUGAGCCGGAUCCGGAGGGGAGAGGUGGUUGAGAUGAUUCGGGUGAAGAUCCGGGGGAAGGUGGCGCGGAUGGUGAUGAGUGGAGACGGGGGGGGGAAGAAGGGAGAGACGGGACGGAGGGGUGGGGAGGAGGGUUUGCGGAAGAUGAGGCAAGAGGGGGAGGGGGAAGGGGAAGGGGAUUCGGCAGGAUUAGCGACCGUCGGCCCGGUUCUUGGCCGAGGGUGCACAGCUCUGAUCCCGAUGCCGGUAUCACCGUCCCCGCCGGUGUCCGCGUCUCGCGAGCUUGUUCUGCGACCCGGCCUCCCGGCUUUGCAGGUCCCGUCGUUGGCGUCUUUCUUCGGGCCAUUUCAAGGGCUCGGGGCCGUCCCUUUGCGAAGGAGCGAGAUGGAUCUGCAGAGGCCAGGACCGGAUCAGGCGGAAGAGGAAAGAAGGGAGGAGGAGGAGGAGAGAGGGGAGGAAGAGGAAAAGGAACAGGAGCAGGAGCAAGAGCAAGAGCGACACACAAAGCCGAAACCACCGCAAGAGCAGAAGAAGAGACCGCAACGAUUACUAGAGCCAAGACAAUCGCAACCAUUGAAGCCACGCGGGAGUCCGGGACUGAUGGCGGCGGCGGCGGCGGCCACUCCCGUCCCGAACUCGACACGCCUACCAGUCAAGCAGCCCAGCCCCAGCAUAGCCCGAGCGUUGCAUCGCAAAGAUAUCGAUGCGCUUGCCGACGCGCUCGCGAAGAAAAAGGCGCUCGAAGAUGAGUUGGAAAGGGUACGUCUUGAUCGUAAGGGUCGUGCGACGAUUAGGAAGCCCGUGACGCCAGCGCUGCAAGGUCAGCAAAAGACGGAGGCAUUGUUACCAGCGCCGUGUUUGUCUCCGUCCUUGUUCCCGACCUCGUCUUUAUCUCCGUCCUUAUCUCCGACCUUAUCCCCGUCCUUAUCCCCGUCCUUAUCUCCGACUUCGUCUCCGACCCCGUCCCCGCCCUAUGACGAACAGCAGCCCGCUCCAUCGCUAUUGCCAUCGCCAUCGCUACUGCCAUAUCUGCAUGCACCUCUCCCCUCUAUUGCGUCAUUACAAAGGGUCGAAGUGGGAGCGGAAAGCGGGGUCGGGGUCGGGGUCGGGGUCGGGGUCGAAGUGGCUCCAGCUGGGUCAAAGGCUGAGAUGCAUGGAGCCAUCAAUGCAGACGAGGAAGAAGCUCAAGAGGAAGAAGCUCAAGAAAACAUAAGAGAAGCUCAAGAGGAAGAAGCUCAAGAGGAAGAAGCUCAAAAAGAAGAAGCUCAACAAGACAUAAAAGAAGCUCAAAAAGACCCAAAAGAAGUCCAACAAAAUACAAACGAAGUCUUCCAACUCCGCACCGACUUCACCCCCCUCUCAGCCUUACGCGCAGCCAACCGCGAGAUCGACGCAAAGAUGGACAUUCUGCGCACCUUAGCGGGCUGGACGCAGCGAUAG